UUCGUAUAAUAUUUAUAUUUUAAAGCAUUAUUAGUCGUCAACAGAGGAAUAUAAAGAUCUCAACAUUACUUUGAAUCAUAAGAAAAGAAAAAGAAGAAUAAAAAAAUUCUAACUGAAAUUUAUUUUCUAAAGUAAACCAGUAUCAUAGGAUAAAGAAAUAAAGAUUCAAACAUAUUUUUAACCAUUUCAAAUAGAGAAUCUAUUUAUCUUACGAUAUAAAUAUGAUACAUAAAGUGCCUGUUCCAGCUCGUUACGUAGUGGUAUUGUCUACAUUUUUUAUACAUGCAAUCUCCUACUGCCAAAGAUCUGCGCUGAGUAUCGCUAUUUUAGCAAUGGUUAAUCAUUCAGCCAUCCACGUGUAUAAUACAACGUCUUCAAAAAAAUGUCCAAAAGUCUAUCAAGAAAAUUCUACAUAUAUUUACAAAGAGGGAUCUUACGAAUGGACACAACCCACUCAAGGAAUAAUACUAGGAAGUUAUUUCUACGGUUGCGUGUUAGCUCAACUUGCAGGAGGAUCCAUUACAUUUUCACUUGGACCAAAGAAAAGUGUCAUAAUUUUUUCCUGUUUAUCGUCAAUACUGAUCAUUUUGACACCCUUUUGUGCAGAUGUCGGUGUGGCAGUUAUAUCAUUAUGUCAAGCCAUUGUCGGAUUAGCACAUGGACUUGUAUUUCAGGGAUCUUUUACACUAUUAGGAAGAUGGAUUCCAAAAAACGAAAAGUCCACAUCAUCAUCAAUUUCUUAUAGUGGUACUCAAGUCGGUACACUUGUUGGUUUAAUGACAACAGGAUAUCUUUGUGAACAUAAAGGAUGGUCUUCCAGUUUCUACUCUUUCGGCGUAUGUGGGAUUGUCCUUGCUUUAUGUGUUACGUUCACAAUUUAUGAUAGACCACAACAACAUCCCAGAAUAUCGGACAAAGAAUUGGCAUUUCUUAACGAAAGCAUACCAAACAUAUCUUCGAGAGAAACGAAGUUGAAUAUACCCUGGAAAAAAAUUUUAACAUCCAGAGCAGUAUGGAUAGUAGCUUUGACGAAAAUUUGUUGGGGUUUCGGUUAUAAUGUAAUAUCGACUAAAUUUCCAUCUUACUUACAUAUCAUUCAGCACUUCCCUAUCGAAAAGAAUGGAAUAAUGAGUGCAUUAGUGUAUUCUCUGGAUGCUAUAAUUAUGUUUACUUCUGGUUUUGUUGCUGAUUUCAUGAAGUCUCGUGACUAUUUAAGUAUAACUAAUAUCAGAAAACUUUGCGAAACAAUUGCUAUGUUUGGUCCGGCAGCAUGCAUCUUAGCAAUUUCAUUUCUAGACUGCGAAAGUACAAAAAUAAUUAUUUGUUUAUUUGUUGGAAUGGGAUGUUUCGGCUUUAAUAGUUCGGGAGAUGUUGCAAUAGUGCUUGAUUUAGCACCAGAAUUUGCAGGUGUCCUUUUCGGAUUAACACAUGGUUUACGUAACGCCGCAGGUAUACUAUCCCCUUACGUUGCUGGUGUUAUACUAGAUAUAAACGCAGAAGACAUGGUUUAUUGGAACUACGUAUUUUACAUGGCAUCUUUCACUUAUUUUGUGGGUGGUGUAAUAUUUAUAUUUGGAGCUACUGCAGAAGUUCAAUCUUGGGCUACCAUUAAUACAGACAACAGCAAACAAGAAAACAAUUAA
Molecule: messenger RNA, 1643 nt
Organism: Centruroides sculpturatus (bark scorpion)
Lineage: Eukaryota; Metazoa; Arthropoda; Arachnida; Scorpiones; Buthidae
Product: sialin-like
Exons: 10
Coding region: 222-1643 (473 amino acids)
Biological process (GO): monoatomic anion transport; transmembrane transport
Molecular function (GO): transmembrane transporter activity
Source: RefSeq, a predicted model, not a curated record